AUGGGAGACCCGUUCGGCCGCUGGAGCAGCGGCCCCGCACGGAGUGAAUAUGACGACAGGACCCCCCUCGGACGUUCCAACAGCUUCGCCCGCCUCACCGGGAAAAGCAUCUACAACCAGCGCAAGGACUACGGGCAGACGCUGCUCAAGCUCCAGAACGAUUUCCAGCACCACGUUGAGCACCUGCUCACGAUGCACCUGGAGCGGGAGCUCCGCAGCGCCGAGGAUUGUCUGUGGCGGCUGAGGGAGCUGGAGGAGCAGGGGCGCAUCUGGGGGCAGGAUGUCAUCCUGGAGCUCAGGGACCAGGAGCUGGUGCUGAGCGAUGUGGAGAGCAAGGAGGAGCUGGAGGCUUUCCCGCUGGGCAGUGUGCAGGGAUGCUCCGCGGGGCUGGACAACACGGUGCUGGCCGUCAGCGUCCAGGAGAGGAACCCGCCGAGGACCAGCGUGCUGCUCUUCCAGUGCGAGCGGCUGGGGGCAGAGACGCUGAGGAGCAGCUUGGAGAAGGUGUUGAGGCAGAGGAAGGAGGAGCGGAGCAAUGACUACGGGCACAGCCCGGACGCGCCGCCGAGCCCGGCCCCCCCGUACGCGGCCCCGGAGCACCGGGCAGAGCCCUUCGAGCCCCCCCGGCGUGGGCUGCGCUCCUCGGACUACCGCGAGUCUCGGGCGGGACCGCACCGUGCCUCAGUUUCCCCCGGAGCAGGGCGCGGCGCUGCGGACCCAGACGCCGCCCCGCAGAUGCCGCGGGCACGACCCCACGGCCAGGCUGUGUCCGAGGUGGACCGAGAUGUGGAGGUUCUCAACCACGUCCUGGGGGAGCUGGAGCUCUUCGUGGGCCACCUGAAGAGGGCCCUGAGCUCGGCCAGCGCGAAGAAGAAGCAAAAGAAGCCAGCGCUGCCCCCCAAGGACGCGUACACGGAUUUCUUCCAGAAGCUGAAAUACGCCCUCAACCUCACGGGACGGACCCACCGGUACAUGACGGACCCCGAUCCCCUCGAGCUGCUGCGCCUCAUCUUCUCAGCCCUGUCCUUCGUGAGUGCCCCCGGAGCGGUCCCACCCCGCAAAAGCCCCAGCCCCGGCCUGGCCGCGUCCGUGGAGAGUCCGCUGCUGGUGCCGGAGGCGCUGGAAUUCCUCGAGGAGAACCUGAGCGAUGACGACUACGGCGUCUGGAAGAGCCUCGGCACCGCCUGGAACAAGUCCAGGGCCGAGUACCCCAACGGCGCCCUGGUGCCCGCCUACAUCCCGGUGUUUUCUGACGGGUGGCUGCCCCCCGCGAUGGAGCAGGAACGCCACGGGGGCCUCCAGGACGCCCCACCGCCUGCCUCAGUUUCCCCAACUCGCCUGCGACACCCUCCCCGGUCCCUGCCCCCCGCACAGCCGCCGGCCGCCGGCUGGAGGGACAAUCCCAGCCGAGGAUCGCCCCUCCCUGCCCAGGGGCUGGUCCGAGCCCUCUACGACUUCCAGGCCAGGAAUUCGCAGGAGCUGAGCGUCAGGAAGGGGGACACGCUGCAGGUCUUGGACCAGCAGAGGAAGUGGUGGCUGGUGCAGGACGAGUGGGGGGACAGGGGGCACGUCCCUGGCAACAUCCUGGAGCCCCUCCCGGAGCCGGGGUACAGCCCCAGGCAGGACAGCCCCCCCACCCUGCAAGCCGACUCCUCGCCGGCGGAGGUGACAGCCUGGCUGACGGACAAGGGCUUCUCGCGGAUCACGGUGCGCACUUUGGGGGUGCUGCGGGGCCACGAGCUGCUGCAGAUGAGCCCGGCCGAGCUGCGAGGGGUCUGCCCCGAGGAGUGGCGGAGGGUCCUCUUCAAGCUGUCCCCCAUCCGGACAUCCCUGGGGAUCGGGCCCAGGGACUGA
Messenger RNA from Hirundo rustica (Barn swallow), 1854 nucleotides. It is a transcript of the gene EPS8L3, whose product is annotated as EPS8 like 3. Gene Ontology annotation, cellular component: vesicle; ruffle membrane; plasma membrane. The coding region runs from base 1 to 1854 and encodes 617 amino acids. NCBI's taxonomy places the organism in Eukaryota, Metazoa, Chordata, Aves, Passeriformes, Hirundinidae. Gene Ontology annotation, molecular function: actin binding. Gene Ontology annotation, biological process: positive regulation of ruffle assembly; regulation of Rho protein signal transduction; Rho protein signal transduction. The transcript is spliced from 17 exons. The record is from RefSeq and is a predicted model, not a curated record.